CUGUCUAGUCUUGAGGGGCAUGGAAGUGUCCUCACCUCCAUCUAUCCUUGAAGAGGGCAGAUUCUGGUGAUUGGGAAGCAGGAGAAUGAGGUCCAGACAGGGCUACCAAGUAGGGGAAGAUCAGGAUUGAGGAAUGUGGGAGGUGGGGGCCAGGCCCGGCCCAGAUGCAGAGGCUGAAGCCAGCAGCAAGUAGCAGAAACACAAGUCCUGGGCUUUUAGAAGGUGAAAGAACCAACUAAGACCCAGCAGGCAGGAGGAGUGCCCACCUCCUCCCCCACUCAGUGUCCAGCCAUGUCCUGGUCUGGGGGACUCGGAAGGAGGAAGACCAGGACCCCGGGGCCUCCAGUGCGCAGUAUCCGGCCCUUUAAGUCCAGUGAGCAGUAUCUAGAAGCCAUGAAGGAAGACCUGGCUGAGUGGCUUCGGGAUCUGUACGGACUGGACAUAGAUGCGGCCAAUUUCCUGCAGGUGCUGGAGACGGGCCUAGUGCUGUGUCAGCACGCCAACGCCAUCACUGAGGCUGCCCUGGCCUUCUUGGCUGAGGCUCCUGCCCAAGCCCAAAAGGUUCACAUGCCGCAGGCUGGGGUUGUUUGUAAUGGGGCCGCCCAACCAGGCACCUUCCAGGCUCGGGACAACAUUUCCAACUUCAUCCAGUGGUGUCGGAAGGAGAUGGGCAUCCAAGAGGUGCUGAUGUUCGAGACCGAGGACUUGGUGCUGCGCAAGAACGUGAAGAACGUGGUGCUGUGCCUACUGGAGCUGGGUCGCCAGGCCUGGCGCUUUGGCGUGGCGGCGCCCACGCUGGUGCAGCUGGAGGAGGAGAUCGAGCAAGAGCUGCGCGCAGAGCUGGCGCUGUCCCCGCCUGACCCCCCGCCGCCCCCGCCACCCCCGCGCAGGCCCUGCCACUUCCACAACCUGGACCAGAUGGUGCAGAACCUCGUGAGUCACUGCACAUGCCCUGUCCAAUUCUCCAUGAUCAAAGUGUCUGACGGGAAGUACCGAGUGGGAGACUCCAACACCCUCAUCUUCAUCCGGAUUCUCCGGAACCACGUGAUGGUGCGUGUGGGGGGCGGCUGGGACACACUCGGCCAUUAUCUGGACAAACACGACCCCUGCCGGUGCACAUCCCUCUCACACAAGACGGGCAGCUUUCUGAAGUCCCCUCCCCAGCCAGCACAGCAUGAGGUGAUGGUACAGGAUGGACCCUCACAGCCCCAGCCUACGAUGACGAUCAGCCGCUCCCAGAGCCCACUGCCCCCUGUGGACUGGAAGAUCUAUACCUCUUUUGGGCGAAAGCUGAGGUCCCCAGCCUGCUCCUCCCCCAGAUCUUGCAGAGAACAGGGAGAAGGAACAGGGGUCCUUAGAGAGACUGCACCACUGCUGAGGUUCCAGGAGAAGUCACUUGCCCCAUCUGGGAGGCAGCUACCAGCUGGGGACAGUUCAUCUAAUCUCCAGCACUCAUUCACCCACAGCAACCAGAGCUCAUGGUACACAUCUUCAGGAAAGAAUAGAGACCCUCCUGAGCUCCCCCAGAAAAGGCCUCUGACACCUUGGGUUCAUGAGGAAACAGACAUCUGGGGAAUCCAUGACAGGAUUCUCACACCCCAGAAACUCCCAACUUCUAAGGCCUCCAACAAACAGACACAAGCAAGAGGGCCAUCUCCUCCACCUCGUUCCUGCAGCCCAGUCAAGUCUGUGGGUCUCAGGCCACCACCUUGGGGUGAGGCUGAGGGUACUUCUUCCUCCCAUUUCAGGGAACCAGCAUCUGUCCAUUCUCCAUCCCCUAUUAAAGGACCCACCAAGAUCCCUGUCCGACUGGCCCCUGCCCACCCCCCCACUCCAGGAAGAGAUUUUGCUGGUACUGCAAAUGAAGGUCCUACGGCAGAAUUGGAGAGAGGUCUGCUCCCAUUAAAUGUCAUCACAGGGAACCUGUCUGGGUUCAGAUACAGGAAUUGUGCUGCAGAAGGAAGGCCGGGAGACCAGAAGCUGGGCAUCUGGGUAACAGCAGAGUCUGGACAGCCUCAGGGCCAGAACCCACAGGAGCCAGAGGGCAGGUCCACACCCCUGCCACAGGGAAGGACCAAGGAAAAAGCAAUCUUCCACCACCUGGAGGAGAAGCUUUUGGCCAAUAUGAAACUGCUAGAGGUGGGGGAUGGCAGGCCCCAGAGCACAGGGUCUGGGGUCAUCCCUCGAAGUGGAGUCUACGUCCCUAGCCUGGGUGGUCAGUGGCCUGAACAUGGGGGUCCUUAUGACAAAGUCAUCCAAGAACUGGCUCAGGGCCUGCCAUCCCUCCUUAAAGUAGACCUGGGGGCCUGGCAGGUAUCACCUCCAGGUUCCCCUAAGCCAACUGUUACUCCAAGCCUGGGAAGCCCAACAAGGCAGCUAGAAGUCAAACAGAGCAGGCCAAGAACAAAAGGGAACCUGAGUAUCAAGGGCAGCACCAGAAGGAGGAAAGCCUCACCUCAGGAGGGAGAGGAUUUCUCAUCCCCUUCUGUGAGUGUUAGCCCAGAGACCCUUGCACCUUCACCUUCAGACCCCAGUUCUGACAAAGCAAAAGCAUUCCCAGUCAAGGGCAAGAGAACACUCCGAAAACCACAGAGAAUCCCAUCCAUCUAUAAACUGAAGCUGAGACCCAGGAUCCGACCCAGGAGGGACCACAGGCCUGAGAAGCGGCCUUCCCGUAUCCCCAAGCCACUGACCUACCUCCACCUGGGUGCAGCUAGGGGGCCUCCCAGGCCCAGGUUGAUGAGAACAGCUGUGGGCAGCAAGGGUAAGGAGACAUCCCUGGAUGUAGUCUUAUUGGGGGAGAAAGAAAAGGAAGGAAAAGAGAGGAAGGAUCCAGCCACCCAACUGGAGAAUAGCCCCCAGCUGAUGGAGGGUCUGGGGCCUCAGAAGUUUGAUCCAGUCCCACUGCCACCUGAGGAGGAGUCCUGGGUCUGAAGAAGGCUUUUCACACACACGGAGGGGCUACCAAGGAGAAGAGAACUGAAAAAGGAUGCUUGUAUGCUUUGGGCUCCCAGCUGCAGGAGCAAAAGGAACUUAAGUUCCUCACUUAAGUACAGAACUUUGGCCAGGAGAGGACUAGAACCCAGGAAGACAAACAUCAAUUCAAUCUGCUCAGCUGAGGGGAAGGUAAAGGGGCAAACCAUUACUCCCACUACUGAUUCAGACACAGUGAGGCCACAGUGAGGUAUCUUAAUGCCCUCAUCCAAAACAAUUUUCCAAACUCCUAGCCUAUGGUCUGUCCACCAUUUCCAACAACUCUUUCACAUUUUUCUUUUCCUACUGUUGGGGCUUGGCACCUGUAUAGUUCCAUCAUUCUUGAUGGCCUCUUCUUCCCAUCCCUUUCAGUAUCAGACAGAAAAGGAGACAGAGAGGAAGAGAGUGCAGAGAGAGGAGAGACACCAACAGCACUGCUCCAUUUGUGAAGUUUCCCUUGUGCUCCCUUGUGGUGGCCAGUGGAUCAAAUCUGGGUCCUCAUGGAUGGUGAAGAGUGUGUUCUUUAAAGUUAUUGAACAUCUGUGAGUCUG
Molecule: messenger RNA, 3524 nt
Organism: Erinaceus europaeus (western European hedgehog)
Lineage: Eukaryota; Metazoa; Chordata; Mammalia; Eulipotyphla; Erinaceidae
Gene: GAS2L2
Product: growth arrest specific 2 like 2
Exons: 6
Coding region: 292-2934 (880 amino acids)
Biological process (GO): regulation of microtubule polymerization or depolymerization; actin crosslink formation; protein localization to microtubule plus-end
Cellular component (GO): microtubule plus-end; stress fiber; cytoplasm
Molecular function (GO): microtubule binding; cytoskeletal adaptor activity; actin filament binding
Source: RefSeq, a predicted model, not a curated record